This is a messenger RNA of Closterium sp. Yama58-4, 1143 nucleotides long. NCBI's taxonomy places the organism in Eukaryota, Viridiplantae, Streptophyta, Zygnematophyceae, Desmidiales, Closteriaceae. The record is from the annotation of a GenBank genome assembly.
AUGCGCGCGAUUUCGCCGCGUUUGCCCUUCAUCUGGAUGCGGUUCGUUCACUCCCUCCCUCCCUCCGUGUCACUCUUUCUCCACGGCCAAUUCUCCCUCCGCGUAUCCGAAGUUGAGGGGAAACAGAUCCUUUUCCGCGUAGUUUUUCCUCCCGCACUUGCCUUCCCCCUCACCCGACACUCCGCUUACCCCCCGCAACUUUCUUCCGCUGCACUCUUCUUUCUCCGCCUUCCACCGAAUCGAAAACUCACGCGCCACCGAACUUCCACCGCCACAUUUAUUUUCUCGGAGCAAGGAUCGGCAGGGAUCGAGAGCAGCAAGCAGCAGCGAACUCAAGAAUUCGCAAAUCGAGAGCGCGGAACACGUCUAACCUAUGAGCAUCCGAACCAGCCCUCCGCGAAGCGCUACCGCGGCGUGCGUCAGCGUUCGUGGGGCAAGUGGGUGUGCGAGAUCCGCGAGCCGCGCACGCGCGCGCGCGUGUGGCUGGGAUCGUACAGCUCCGCAGAGGAGGCCGCUCGCGUCUACGACACCGCCGCGCUCAUGCUGCACGGCGCGCACGGCGCGGAGCGCCGGCUGAACUUCCCCCACGCUGCGGCGACCUCCAUCGAGGGCGGAAUUCGCAUGCGCCCCGUCGUGGUCUCUCGCGCAACGGCGGAGUCUCUCCUCCGCGCGGCGCGCAACCUCGCCGCGUCCGCCAACGGCGCAGAGUCAGCGGCCGCGGAAGCGGACUCGAGGACGUUCAACAGCGAGUGGGUGCAGCUGGAAAUUGCGGGCGGUAACGUCCUCUUCGCUGAGUGCCCCGCGCCUGGACUCAUCCCCGUCACCCCCGUCGCCCCCGCCCCCGCUGCCGGGCCCGCAGUCGCGCCCUUCGUCCCGGCUCCCGCCCCCGCGCCUGUCGCAAAUCCCUCCCCUUCCCCAGUAUCCACCGUCCCCUCUCUCUCUGCGUGCGACAACCUGCCCGUCGCACCGUCCACCAGCGUCGCCGACGUCGCAGGAGUCGCCUGCUUCAGCAGCGACAACGACAGCAGCUCCAUUCUGGAACUUCCAGAGCUGGACUGGCCGGAAAUCGAGAAGUCUGAUCCUAUCCUCAGCCUCCCCCUCUACCCUCCAAUCGGCUGCACUCGGGGAAGCCAGCCAUCAUGA